Molecule: messenger RNA, 515 nt
Organism: Drosophila subpulchrella
Lineage: Eukaryota; Metazoa; Arthropoda; Insecta; Diptera; Drosophilidae
Exons: 3
Coding region: 34-372 (112 amino acids)
Source: RefSeq, a predicted model, not a curated record
UAUUACAAAAUAUUAUAUCCAAGACUGUACACAAUGUCGUUCGCCCCAGAACCUUUAAUACUUUUUGGUCUUCUCUGUAGCUUGGUUGUUUUCCAAGCUUCUGCUGAUAUUUCCCUUAACAACUACGGUGAUUCGGCUUAUCCCAAUCGCUGUGUUCUCGAUAUUGGCUCUUCGGUGGUGCUGCUCAAAAUGGGUCAGGCAUUUCGUUUGAAUUCCCUGCCCUGCACCACUAUUUUCUGCACUGGAGAUGGCUAUGGAAUGCUCUUCACGUGUGAUAAGAAAGCACCACCGGAUGAUUGUCGCUAUACGGAGUAUCUAAACUGGGAUGAUGACUAUCCGAAUUGCUGCGAGCGUAAAGUUGAGUGCAAUUAAAAUUUCUAGUUGGAAAAUGUUUUUAGUUGCAAAUUAGGUCAAUGUCAUGAAGUGAAAUUCUAUCGAAAUUAGCCAUGCAGUUAAAGACGGGUUAAAUAAAUCGAUUAGACCCGCAGCUCUUUUUGGUUGCUGUUCUGCAUAAA